This is a messenger RNA of Rotaria sordida, 294 nucleotides long. Lineage: Eukaryota; Metazoa; Rotifera; Eurotatoria; Philodinida; Philodinidae. The record is from the annotation of a GenBank genome assembly.
AUGAAUCAUUUACACAGUUUAAAAUUGAAUCGUCAAGCAGCACGAGUAACAUCGAAAUGUGAUAAAUUUCAUUGUAUUAGUCUUGCAAUGCGUAUCUAUGGUUAUCAUACAAGUUCUACUGAUCUUGAUGGGUUUCUAUUAUUUCUUUCAUCAGCAAAAUUAUAUGCAAAAUUAUUUGGAUUAACUGUUCGACCGAGUAAAACUAUUUCCAUACUCGUAACAACUAUUAUUGUUGGAUGUGUUAUUCUUCUUCAAACAAAUAUUAUUCACAGUUCAAGUUUUUUUAUUCAAUGA